Molecule: messenger RNA, 1104 nt
Organism: Cylindrotheca closterium
Lineage: Eukaryota; Bacillariophyta; Bacillariophyceae; Bacillariales; Bacillariaceae
Source: the annotation of a GenBank genome assembly
AUGAAAACAGGCAACAAAGAUGUACCUGGGAAAGCCGAUAUUGUAUUUGGAAUACGAAAGAGCAAGGAGUUGAUGGAAAAGUUCCCUCGGACGACGGAGUAUUUCAAUCAGAGUUUCGAGAGUUACAGGACUGCCAUACCGAAGGAGAGGGUCAUCGUGUCGGAAGCCUUUGUAGCACAGGCAAAGAACUGGAAACCUCCAGCAAGAUUCUUUCAAUAUAAUCAAGAUACUGGGUUUCAUCCAAUAGAUGAAAAGCAAGCAAAGGACAAGACACAUGAGGGUUUGAGGGGAAUGAAGAGAGCUCACGAUCGCCGUGAGUCUACGAAAGCACUCUCUGAUCGUCCUCAGCCUGCGAAAGCCAAUCAUCCUAAGCCUGCAAAAGUAAUCCCCAAACUUGUCUCUGAUCCAAAAAAUUAUGUCGUAUUUGCGAUUGGCAAUAACCCAAAGAUGCUAGAAAAAUACCCUCGAACGAAUAGAUUUAGGGAGCUAGUGCACAGAAACUUUGAGGCUCAUUUAAAUGGAACUGCGGAGCGAAGGGUAGCGAUUCAGGAAAAUGUGUUAGAACAAGUUUACAACUGGGACCCUCCAGGAGAAUUUUGGAAGAUGCAUAGAGGUCAUGGAAAGAUAUCUCCAGUGGAUGAGAAACAUGCAAGGAGAGAAACACAAAAGGUAUUUGCAUCAUUGAGGCAGGAACAUCGCAAGCGGGAAUCCAAAAAAUUGGAGGGAAAUGUCGAAGGCUCGGAGGAAGACGAUGAGAUCUCCAUCGCACCCACUACGACGUCAGAUAUACAAGAAAGCAAUAAUGGUGACGACGUAGGUGCACGUACCAACAGCUCCAGGUCGGGGCAAUCAGAUGAAGGGACGCCUGAUUAUAAUCAUGCUAAAGCGGUCGAUAAACCUUCCAACAGUCGCUCUGAAACAGAGACUACAAGAACCCAGCCAUCACAGAAUUCUGAGACUCCUCAUAGCAAGAAACGACUAUUCAUUGAAACUGCAAGCGAUAUUGAUUUGCUGGAAACCGAGAUGAAAAACUGGGAUCCAUCGAGUAUCCGUUACAAAUUACGUAAGAGGUUUCUCGCUCGCACAAUAGUUGUCAAGCUUUGA